Onychostoma macrolepis is the source of this 1833-nucleotide messenger RNA. It is a transcript of the gene tmeff1a, whose product is annotated as transmembrane protein with EGF-like and two follistatin-like domains 1a. Lineage: Eukaryota; Metazoa; Chordata; Actinopteri; Cypriniformes; Cyprinidae. The coding region runs from base 384 to 1391 and encodes 335 amino acids. The transcript is spliced from 9 exons. The record is from RefSeq and is a predicted model, not a curated record. Gene Ontology annotation, molecular function: protein binding.
AAAUAAGCGAGAAAAAAAAUUCUGGAUUAUGAGGGGAUCUUUUUCUCUAUAACGGUUUCACGUGACCAUAUUCUAGUCCGUCUCGUUUUGUUGAUGUGGACUCUUAUAUCUCUCUCCGGUUCCCCUCCUUCCCUCUGUUACUGUGUCCGUCUGCUUGUAUCUUAGCGUAGAUGAAGAAAACUGAGACAGCCUCUGCGCGAGCGACACUAUAGGAUAAUUGGAGCGCGUGAGCUGAAGGUAUCGGGUCACUGGCCCUUCUAUUAGCCGGACUGAUGACAAGAAGAAAUGAGCCAUAGCAAGUGCAGCAUCAGAUUUCGUGUGAAUGAACAAUUCCGCGUCAUUUGGCGUAUCAGUGGCGCGGAAUCCUCGUAUUGAGCCGCAUUAUGUCCGGUGGCUCGUGCGCUGCAGGUGGAUUCUGUCUCGCGAUGUUCGGGCUGCUGGUCCUCGUGCAGAUGCCCGGGGCCCUGACGUCCGACACGGAUAGCGACUGUUUGUCUGAAGAUGACAAAGGAUGUGAAGGUCUAUCUGAGAGGAAAAGUGACCUUCAUGUGUGUGAUGAAUAUAGUUGUUCUUUUGGAGGAAUAUGCAGGUACAACGGAUCACACUUGGAGUGUCUUUGUCUGUAUCAGUGUCCACAGAGCUUUGCUCCAGUAUGUGGGUCUGAUGGUAACACAUAUCACAGUGAAUGUUUCCUAAGACAAGCUGCCUGUGAACAGCAGACCACAAUCACCGUAAUUACAGAAGGACACUGUCACGCCGAUGCUGAAUCGGCAUCAGGAGAUACAGAUCUGGAGAGUUCAGGACUGGAGCCCAGCAGAUUCUCUAAGUGUUCUAGCUGCAAAUUCGGAUCAGAGUGUGAUGAAGACUCUGAAGGCAUUUGGUGUGUGUGUAAUAUAGAUUGCAGUGGAUACAAUAUGAAUCCAGUGUGCGGAUCAGAUGGACAGUCUUACAGUAACCCAUGUCAGAUCAGAGAAGCAUCCUGCUUGAAGCAAGCUCAGAUUGAUGUCAAAUACCUUGGACAAUGUCCAGAUUCAGUGGAUCUAGUGGGCAGCGUCGGUGUGGGCGAAGCAAUGCCCUGUGCUGAAAUCAACAGCAGCUUUUGUGUGCAUGGAACUUGUGAGAUGAAAAAUGGCCUGGCAACGUGCAAGUGUAAUGUGGGGUUCUCCGGUGUGCAGUGUGAGCAAAGCGACUUCAGUGAAUUGUACGUGGUGCCCAAUGGGCAGAAGCUUCAAUACAUCCUGAUUGCUGUGAUCAUCGCUGCUGUACAGAUCAGCAUCAUCGUCGCUAUCAUAAUAUGCAUCAUAAGGAUUCAUCCAAAAAAGCCACGCGGUCGUCUUCAGAAACAGGACCUGGGACACUUUCCCAAAGAUGGAGGACGCAGGAUUGAAUAGCUGCUGAUAACAUUAACACAAACACACAAACAACUGCACAACUAUCUUUUAACAUUAGUAUUUCAGUGGCCUUAUUCCACCCUGUUUUUACUUUAAAAUCUCUACAUUCCCAGUGUUCUCUCCCCUUCUCAAUUUUGCCUUUUAUCAUCUCUCUGCCUCACUUUCUUACUAGUCCAAAUGCAGUAACUCCACAUGGUGAAAUGUUUACAUUAGUAGAUUACUAUAUUUUCUGAACAAAAUUUGAGUGAUUCUUGCCAUGCAAAACAUCCUAGCAUGAUAGAGUGUUUGUAUGUAUAUUUUUGAGGAGACUGUUUGCUAUUACUUUCAUAAGCUGUAAAAUUUAUGACUGGAGGACAAUAUAACGGGCCUAAAACUCCCAAGAGGGCCCAGAGCCAUAUAAAAGGUCCAGAAUAAUACCAACACUUUGUGGUGGACUUUUUUU